This is a messenger RNA of Nanorana parkeri, 2977 nucleotides long. RefSeq names its product junctophilin 4 (gene JPH4). Gene Ontology annotation, cellular component: endoplasmic reticulum membrane; plasma membrane; junctional membrane complex. Gene Ontology annotation, biological process: regulation of synaptic plasticity. The record is from RefSeq and is a predicted model, not a curated record. Lineage: Eukaryota; Metazoa; Chordata; Amphibia; Anura; Dicroglossidae. The transcript has 5 exons. The coding region runs from base 143 to 1903 and encodes 586 amino acids.
UGAAACUUUUAUUUACGUUGGUCCAUCCUGAGGUUGGGAAUUCUAGUGGAAACGUAGAAGAACAUUAUGCUUUCUGUGAGGAGCAAAUAUUAAAACAGGCAAACUGGGGCUUGGAAAAAAUCGAUGUGAAACCGGCUCUUGCAUGUUCAGCGGAGGGACAUUUGGAUUUUCAGAUGGCGGGUGUUAUAUGGGAGACUGGCAGGAUGGCCGAGCACAUGGAUAUGGUGUAUGCAAGGGUCCGACAAGGCAAGGGGAAUACAGUGGACUUUGGAGCCAUGGGUUUGAGUCACUGGGAGUUUACACCUGGCCAAGUGGAAACACAUAUCGUGGCUACUGGGAUCAAGGCAAGAAGAAUGGCCUGGGAGAAGAACACAAGGGACGGUGGCUGUAUCGGGGCGAAUGGACACAUGGACUAAAAGGAAGGCUAGGUGUGAGAGAGAGCCUUUCUGGAGCACGAUAUGAGGGACUAUGGACAGACGGACAGCAGGAUGGUUAUGGCAUGGAGACGUACUCAGAUGGAGGUACAUAUCAAGGCCAGUGGCAAACCGGUAAGCGUCAUGGAUAUGGGGUACGUCAGAGUGUCCCAUAUCAUCAAGCUGCACUACUCCGUUCUCCCCGAACACCAACACUCAGUUCUUUGCCAAACUCCCCUGAUGCCCACACCGAUACAGCCCCAGGACUACUUCCAGGAAGCCCUGCCUCUGGAUCCCGUGGGGGUUUUGUCCUGAAAGUUCGAGGAGUUGGCUCCGAGUCCACUGGACCUGGCAGCAGUGGCAAGCCUAAAAAAAGAGGCUUCUUCUUCCCACGUUCACUUAUACUUAGUGGGUUCCGAUUGCAUCGUGGAUCAGAUACCAAAGCCCCCACUAGUGGCCGAGACAGCCAACGCAGUUCUUUGAGAAGUGAAACUCGGGGAGCUGGUGGAUCUCUAGGAUCUAGUGCUAGUCAAGAUGGAUCCAGUGCAAGUGUAGCAGAAACAGAGUCUGAGCUACCGAUUGCUGCCUGGGAAACAGAGACUUAUGCUGGCGAGUGGAAGAGUGAUCGCCGCAGUGGGUAUGGGGUAAGCCGUAGAUCAAAUGGGCUUAGCUAUGAAGGGGAAUGGCUAAGAAAUCGACGGCAUGGUUAUGGUAGAACCACCUAUCCGGAUGGUUCCCGAGAAGAAGGCAAGUACAAGAUGAACAUGUUGGCCAGUGGUAAAGUGAAGAGUCUGUUCCCACUGCGCAGGGGUAAAGGGAGGGAGAAGGUGGAGAGAGCAGUGGAAGCUGCAAGAAGAGCAGAAGCAACUGCCAGGCAGAAGCAAGAGAUGGCAAUAGCCAGUGCUGCUGAUGCCCGUCUUCAAGCUGAAGCUGCAUCUGUAGCUGCUCAGCAGGCACUGGAGGCAUCUCGAGCUGCUCGAAUCCUCUCGCAUGACCUGGAAGAACUGCUGGAGACACCAAGCUCAAAUUGUGUGCAAGACGAGGAGGAGCAAAUUGCUGACAGUGAUAUUCCAUGGCUUAGGCAGUGCCCCAAUGAAAUGUGUCAUGAUGAGACACCACUUGACCAAACCCCAGAACCAAGCCUGCCUCCCAGCCACCCUGACACCCCCCCAGCCCUUUCAUGCUGUCAUUUGCGAGAUGGGACUCCAUGCCCCCCUAUCCAGGAAGAGGAUAUUCCUUCUCAAGUGGAAACCCCCACACAUGUGCCAGACCACUCAGAGGAACAAAGUCCCAUCGAAUCCACACCUGAAAAAAGACUAAAUAACUCUGCACCUAGCAUAGAGUGCGUGGAAGAACCUGUGGAUGCAGGGGGGACACAAGAGUCCCCCCUUAAAUCACGUAUGCAAAGGGAUGCUGAUCCUCUUGUGGUGGCUGCCGUGCUGUUUCUCGAUGUUUCGCUUGCAUUCCUCAUCUCGUAUUUUUUGACAUGAGAUGAAAAAGUGUUCCUUUUUAACUCUCUCACACUGUCUCUCUUCUAUCUGUCUCUCCUUCUCUACCUCUCUACCCCUAAUGUUUACAUAAAAAGGGCUUUACUCUCUCUUCCUUCCUCUUGUCUCUCAUUGUCUCCCUUUGUUAUGCACAGUCACGCUCUCCCCAUCUCACUAUUUUUUCUGGCUGCACACUUUACAGUCUGUUGUUUGUCUGUCACUCCAUAAGACCAGAUCUGUGAAUUGGCUGUAGAAGUAAAGUUGCAUAUUGUGCAGAGAUAGAUUAUUGGGAAGGGAGGAGGGUCAGACUAAAUAAGCAGACUGUGGUGUAGUUCAUGCAGCGUGAUUGGCCGGUGAAUGCACAAAAUGCCAAUGCUCAUCACGCAGUGUAAUUCUUUAUCCUUCUCUAGCAGAUUUUCACCGUGCAGGAUAAGGCCACAAAAGCUGCAAGGGCUCUGACUGACAUCGGCCAAAUUGGCCAUUGAAAAUUUUACAUGUGUAGCCAGAUUUAUUAUUAACAGAGUCAUCAACCCCAAUAUAGAAAUAAAUGGACAAUGACUGUUGAAAAUCCGUUAACAUUUUUUAUCCCUGUACUGAACAAUUUCCAUCACCAUAUUGUCUAAAUCAUAUCAUAUUUCUCUCUUUUUCUUCUCAGUAUUGGGUAUGCUUUUAAAGAAUGUGAUGAUGCAGCUCAGUAUAUUUGCAAGAUUUAUUUUCCAUUGCAGUAUACUUUUCUACCUAAAUCCAUCUCUCCUACAGCCUCAAAACUGCCCCCAUCAUGGAUAUGCUGUAACUUUUCCUGCAUCACCCCUUUUCCCAAUUCUUAUCCAGUGCUUCCCUGCCUUAUCAUAUCUCCUGCCCCUUACUGACUUUGCACAUUUUGCUUCUUGUCAAGAUGCCUGAACCCUUGCUUUAAUCUAUUGCCUGAUUUUAUCCUUGAAUUGCCUUGUGCCCUGUUACCUCAUGCUAUAUGCCCCCUUUUUUCAAAGCAUGCACUUCACUCCUAUUUUGUAGCAGUAUUUUUGCCUUUGAAUGAACCUGAAGGAUGCAAAAAAAGUGAUUUUAAAAAAGCUAAAA